AUGGAGACGAGCGACCCAUCGGGCAGGUUGGCCGUCGAGGAUCUGUCCGACUGCCGAAGCGAGAGCAGCCACUCGGAGAGCCAGCUGCGAGCGUUUCAAGAUUACGAGAGGAUGAAGGAGUUGAAUUUGUCGGUGGACAAGUCGAAGGAUGAUUGCCAGAUCGAGCCCAAAGACUUUCACCUCGGUCUAGAAUCGGGCAGGGCGUCCAUCCGUUUCGACGAAUUUGAGAACACAGGCAGGAAUCACCCGUUGACGUUGAACAAGGGUAAAGAUUUCGGUUACGUGGCGGGCGGUUUGAACGAGAUGGCGUACACUUUGGACAGAACGGGUGAGAACGACGAGUCGUUGGAGGCCGGCAAUCUGUGCAGGACAAAGAAUCCGACGGCCAAGGAUCUCCUGUUCAAUCUUCGCGAGAACAGGCACAAGAGCACGCACGCGAGCUUGACGUCCCUCUCUGACAGGUACGGAGGUAAGGAUUUGAAUUUCGCCGUUUCGGAGAAGGACAUCAAGGAUUUCGGCCUGCUGAAGAAUUACAGCAUCGAUCGGAUGAAGGAGUUUAAUCUGUCGUUGGACAGGAUGAGGGACAGUCAUUUCGCGUUGGAGAGACUUCGAGGGGGUGGUGGAUUGUUGGAGAAUCCACCGAUGAUGGAGCACGGAGAGUUGAAGAAUAUGCAGAUGCAAUCAAGGAGCCAAGAUCUCGAGGCGAUCGCGCUCGAACGCAUGAGACGAUCGCAUCUGUUGGGCGCCGAUCUCUCCGCCCAGAAUUUGUCCACCCAGAUACCGCAUCCCCAUUCCAUCACGCAGAUGCAACACUCGCAGCAGCAGCAACAACAACAGGCCAAAUCGUUCACCAUCGACGCGAUUCUCGGGUUGAGGAAUAAUCCUAGGGAGAAACGGAAUCAGCAACAGCAGUACAGGAAGCAUCAGGGUCAGGAAGGUGGCGCGAAGAACGGUGGCUCGAGCUCGUGUUCCGGCGGCGGCGGCAAGUUGAAGAGGGUGCGUACGAUCUUCACGGCCGAGCAAUUGGAACGGUUGGAGGGAGAAUUCGCGCGACAACAGUACAUGGUCGGGCCAGAGAGGCUUUACCUGGCGCACGCACUCAGGCUGACCGAGGCUCAGGUGAAGGUCUGGUUCCAGAAUCGGCGGAUCAAGUGGCGGAAGCACCAUCACGAGCAGCAGAGCCAGAGGGUGCACGAGUUCCAGCGUACCCUCAACUCGUCCCUGGAGCACGAGGACAGCAACGAGGCCGACAAAUGGUGA
Molecule: messenger RNA, 1260 nt
Organism: Apis laboriosa (Himalayan honeybee)
Lineage: Eukaryota; Metazoa; Arthropoda; Insecta; Hymenoptera; Apidae
Exons: 2
Coding region: 1-1260 (419 amino acids)
Biological process (GO): regulation of DNA-templated transcription; neuron differentiation; central nervous system development
Molecular function (GO): DNA binding; DNA-binding transcription factor activity, RNA polymerase II-specific
Source: RefSeq, a predicted model, not a curated record